Molecule: messenger RNA, 1367 nt
Organism: Vespula pensylvanica (western yellowjacket)
Lineage: Eukaryota; Metazoa; Arthropoda; Insecta; Hymenoptera; Vespidae
Product: ADP-ribose glycohydrolase ARH3-like
Exons: 6
Coding region: 245-1291 (348 amino acids)
Cellular component (GO): nucleus; mitochondrion
Source: RefSeq, a predicted model, not a curated record
GAUAAAAUGCAAUAGAGAUGACUUAUGCGUAUAUAAACGAAUGAAGCCUAAUUAUAAAAAGAACGUUACUUUAUUGUAUUACUAAAACUACUUCGUAAUAAUUCGAAUUUAUAUUACACCGAUUUUAAGAAAGACUUACUAUUGCAUUUAGUCGGAUCUACACGUUUCUGUUCGUAAGACGUAACGAUAGGAGGCCUCGUUUAUCUUAGCAGAAAAAAAAAACAAAAUAAGAAAUAAAAGAAAAAUGGAGUUGCAGUUGUUAAAGAGUAAAUUUCGAGGGUCGAUGUUAGGCGUUUUGAUGGGCGAUUGUCUCGGUAGUCCUUACGAAAAUGAGGAAUUAUUAUCGAGUGGAAUGAGAAACGUUUUACAAAAAUCUUUUGAUAAAUUAGAAGGAAGCAUCUUUAAAGCACCAGUUAUGCAAUAUACGGAUGAUUCAGCAAUGUCACAAAGCGUAGCUGAAUCUUUAAUUGAAAAAGGCGACUUAGACCUCGUUGAUUUAGCAAAAAGGUUUGUGAAAAGCUAUUAUCAGGAACCAAAUCGUGGUUAUGGGGCUGGUGUUGUAACCGUGUUCCAAAAAUUACGCGGUAAUAAAUUCCAAGAUGUUUUACUUCCAGCAAGGGAACAAUUUAAUGGACAAGGUUCUUGGGGUAAUGGCGGUGCGAUGCGCGUUGCGCCUAUCGCGUUAUUCUCUUAUAAAGAUAGCGAAAAACUUAUAGAUAAAACGAGGAGAGCAACAGAAAUUACUCACACUCACAAAAUUGGCGUCGAUGGUGCUAUUUUGCAGGCACUUGCUAUUCAACAAUGUCUUCAAUUAGAUCCUUCCAACGAAUUAAACGUUCCGAAUUUUAUUAAUGAACUUAUCGACAAAAUGAAGAAAAUAGAGAAAGACGAAGAAGGUUUAGACUUAGUUGAACCACAACCUUACAAGCUGAAAUUAGAUAUAUUACAACAAUUAAUCGCCGCAGAGAAAGACGUUACGAACGAAGAAGUAGUUCGACAACUUGGUAAUGGUAUAGCAGCUCUUUAUUCUGUACCUACAGCAAUAUUCUGUUUCUUAAGAGCACAACAACCUAUCAAUGGUAUAGAAACUGAAAAUCCACUUAGGAGAGCUGUACAAUAUGCUAUAACUUUAGGUGGAGAUACAGAUACUAUUGGUAGUAUGACAGGUGCUUUGGCAGGUGCUUUUUAUGGAGAAGAUAAAUUUAGUAACAAUCUUCUGGAACAUUGCGAAGCGUCGAAGAAAUUUGCGUAUCUUGGUGAAAAACUUUAUAACAUAGUAUGUGUUAUGUAAAUAAUGGACAACUAAUUGAUUUUUUACUUGUAAUAUUCAAUGUAAAACUACGUUGAAUAAAUAUCAUUAACAUGAA